GGUACUGCGGGAAUCUGGAGGAUCCAGUCAAACUCUGAGGAGAAAAAGCGAUCAGAAACACAUCAAACUGCUGGUUCAAAAGAAGAGAAGCGAGUGAAAUCCUCACAGGACAAAAUCUGAGCUCAACGCGACUUUAUAAUGAAACAGUGCGCAUGUGCGAAAUAGCGCAGUGUGUAUGAGUGACUCCGGAGGUAAUAAAUCAUCGAUUAAAUAAGCUGAUCUUCAGACUUUCUCUUUCACACAGAAAAGGAGAAAGUGUUUGCAGGAAAAGUGUUCACUUCCGUGUUCACAAAGCACAGCUCAUCCGGGAAUCUGCUGAAUAAGAUGAAGAUAUGCUGAAGAUGAAGAUGGACAGCAGGAGCCUGAGGAGUUUCUCAGCUCUGCUGCUCUUCCUCCAGUUCUGCUCAUGUCUCUCAGAUGGAGAUCAGAAAUCCAGACCAAACUUUGUGCUGAUGAUGGUGGACGAUCUGGGCAUUGGAGACAUCGGCUGCUAUGGGAACACCACCAUCAGGACUCCAAACAUCGACCGGCUGGCUUCAGACGGGGUGAAACUGACCCAUCACCUGUCGGCUGCUCCGCUCUGCACACCCAGCAGAACCGCAUUCAUGACGGGCCGAUACGCUCUGCGCGCCGGUAUGGGCAGCACAGGUCGUGUUCAGGUGAUUUUGUUUCUGGCUGGAUCUGGAGGUCUUCCUCCUAAUGAAACCACCUUCGCUAAACUGCUGCAGAAGCAGGGCUACAGCACCGGCAUUGUGGGUAAGUGGCACCUGGGUGUGAACUGCGAGAGCCGCUCUGACCUCUGCCAUCACCCUAAUAAUCACGGCUUUGACUUCUUCUAUGGUCUGCCGUUCACGCUCUUCGUUGACUGUGCGGUGGGCGCGGGGUCCGGAGUGCUGCUGGACUAUCAGGAGAUGCUGCUGAACUCCUGUAAGCUGCUGCUGGUGUGUGUGCUGACUCUGCUGGCCCUCAGGGGCUCCGGGCUCCUGUACGCCAGCUGGAGGCUCCUUCUCCUCCUGUCCACCGCCGCUGCGAUCUGCUUUCUGCUGUGGUUUGUGCCGUUCGGGCUGCUGCGCGUCUGGAACUGUGUGUUAAUGAGGAACGGAGAGGUGGUGGAGCAGCCGAUGAACUUGCAGACGCUCAACAGCAGACUCAUGAAGGAAGCAGAGCAGUUCAUGGAGAGACACAGAGACGGGCCGUUCCUGCUGUUCCUGUCGUUCCCGCAGGUUCACACUCCGCUGUUGGUCACCGAAGGCUUCGCUGGGAAAAGCAGACAUGGGCUUUAUGGAGACAACGUGGAGGAGGUGGACUGGAUGGUCGGUAGAGUAGUGGACACCAUCGACAAGCUGGGUCUGACGGAGAAAACCCUGCUGUAUUUCACCUCCGACCAUGGCGGAGGCAUCGAGGAGGGUCCGAGUGGAGGCUGGAACGGGAUAUAUCGAGGUGGUAAAGCCAUGGGCGGCUGGGAUGGAGGGAUCCGUGUGCCGGGUAUAUUCCGCUGGCCCGGGCGUCUCGCUGCUGGAAGAGAAGUGGCAGAACCCACCAGCCUGAUGGAUGUUUUUCCCACAGUGGUAAAGCUGGCCGGAGGAGAGCUGCCGAAAGACAGGCUCCUGGAUGGUCAUGAUCUGAUGCCGCUGUUAGAGGGCAGCAGCAGCCGCUCUCAGCAUGAGUUUAUGUUCCACUACUGCGGCAUGUAUCUGAACGCUGUACGCUGGCACCCACAGAACAGCUCCUCCAUCUAUAAGGUGGUGUUCUUCAGCCCAGUGUUCUCCCCCGAGGGCUCCAGCGGCUGCUUCAGCACGGGCGUCUGCAUGUGUCACACACCGCAUGUGACGUACCACACCCCCCCGCUGGUGUUCCGCAUCAGCAGCGACCCGUCCGAGAGGGUCCCGCUGACGGAGCGGACAGAGCCGCGGGUCCCGGAGGUCCUGCAGAGGGUGAAGCAUGCAGUGGAGGAGCACAGGAGGAGUCUGACCCCCACAGAGAUGCAGCUCACCUGGAGGAAGACGCUCUGGAGACCCUGGCUGCAGCCCUGCUGUGGGACAUUCCCAUACUGCACCUGUACUGAGGAGGAGCACACACACACAAUGAUGGAUGAGGACGCACACACACACUAACACACACUGCUGUGGGAAACUCCCAUACUGCACCUGUGCUGAUGAGGUGGAGCAACUACACUAAUGCACGAGGACACACACACACACUGAUAGAUGAGUUGGCACGCACAUGCACAUACACAUGCACAUAUAAUGAGUUUUGCACAGAAUAUAUAGAUAAUGCAGGAGAGGACAUUGGGAUGUUUUGAAGAAUAGUGUUGGAGAUUUAGCUCCCCUUUAAUCUUCUCAUAUUUAUGAAAAACAUUUGAAGUGCUAAAGCAGCUGUAUCCUUUAAAAAAGACGUGAGAGUGUCAUGAGAAACUGAAUUGGAAAUGUCAUUAUUUUAAUAUAGUCAGUCGUGAACUGAGGUGGGCCGGUCUAAGGCUUGAAACUCCAGGGCUUUAAAGGAGUCCCACUCCGGCUCUGAUCCAGUGUGAUACCCAAUUCAACAGCAGCGCUUCCCACACAUAAGACUUUACCUCAGCAGCCCGGUUCUGUGUGUGUGAGAAACAGAAAACUACAGACUAGGAUGCUCUGCUGCUGCAGACCCACAGAGACGCGCUGGACACCUGUUCUGACUUUGGUAGUAGCUUUGAGAAGAGCGCGAGGACACACGGAGAAGAAAAGCCUUUUACUAAAUAGACUGAUCCAGCUCAUUAUUUAGUGACAACACAUCCUCCUUUUCCCCGACAUGUCCUCUAUUUGGGACUUAAAUAUACAUUCAGCCAGGAUUUCUAAAUCGCCUAACAUGUCCCGGAUUCUGCUUUCAUUUUCUACAGCUUCUACAGCGCCACACGAUACAAUUUCGCAUUAUCAAACUCUAGUGUGACUGCAGCUUGAAGCUGCGCUCACACUGGGCUUUUCCUCCCAUAGACUUCCAUUCAUACGCACGUGAAUGCAUCAGACUGUAAACGCAGGGUCAUGCGUUAAGUUUUGCAGUUCGCUGCAGUGCAAAGUUCAAGCUUGGUGAACUCUGACCUGCGAAAUCGCAUCACUUGACUGCGUGAGACCAAUCGAGGAUCAAAACAGGACCUCUCUGAACAGAAAUUUAAAAUAUGGAGCAAUCGCUCGCUUUAUUAAUGUCUAAUCAUGUUUAAUCCCGCCCCUUUUCACAGCGCCGCACGACAGAAUUUCACAUUAUCAAACUCUAGUGUGACCACAACUUAAGAGCUUGAUUAGCUUGCUCAGGUGUGUUUGAUUAGGGUUGGAGCUAAACUCUGCAGGACACCGGCCCUCCAGGAACAAGUUUGGUGACCCCUGGGUUACAGCAUACCAGCAUUUAUUAUUAUUAUUAUUAUAUAGUGUGCACCCAUCUGAAAGUACUGCUUAAAACAUAAUCCACAACUCUGAUCAUAUUUUCUACUGUAAUCAUGUUUGUGGCCAUACAGUGAAGUAACGCAGUGAGAACUCAUUUACAGGAUUUGAUAGUGUUGGUAAAAACACGGUAAUCCUGUUAGAUGACGUCGCAUUACUGCAGCGUUCACACCUCAUUAUCUGUUCAAUUCAGUUUCUUUUAUUGCUUACUGUAUGUUGGAAAUCAUUUAGCUUUUGAUACUGUAAACCAGGGGUCACCAAACUUGUUCCUGGAGGGCCGGUGUCCUGCAGAUUUUAGCUCCAACUCUAAUCAAACACACCUGAACGAGCUAAUCAAGCUUACUAGGUAUACUUGAAACACCAAGGCAGGUGUGUUGAGGCAAGUUGGAGCUAAACCCUGCAGGGACACCGGCCCUCCAGGACCAAGAUUGGUGACCCCUGCUGUAAAACAUUCCUUCAUCAGGAAUAACAGUGAGACGAUAUUAAUCACAGUGAGACGA
Messenger RNA from Danio aesculapii, 3907 nucleotides. RefSeq names its product arylsulfatase H (gene arsh). Bases 333 to 2114 code for a protein of 593 amino acids. NCBI's taxonomy places the organism in Eukaryota, Metazoa, Chordata, Actinopteri, Cypriniformes, Danionidae. The record is from RefSeq and is a predicted model, not a curated record. Gene Ontology annotation, molecular function: arylsulfatase activity. The transcript is spliced from 10 exons.